Molecule: messenger RNA, 1431 nt
Organism: Dentiscutata erythropus
Lineage: Eukaryota; Fungi; Glomeromycota; Glomeromycetes; Diversisporales; Gigasporaceae
Source: the annotation of a GenBank genome assembly
AUGAGGAUCGAGAGUGAUUCCUUCUCUAGUAAUAAGAUCUAUCCGGGCAAAGGCAAACUCUAUGUCCGACAAGAUAAUAGGAUUUUCCGAUUCGUCGGAUCAAAAACCGAAUCUCUAUUCCUCCAACGAUUGAACCCACGUAAAAUCAGUUGGACACAAGUAUAUCGUCGUAUGCACAAGAAAGGUAUAACCGAGGAAAUUGCCAAGAAGCGUACUCGUCGAACGGUUAAGCACCAACGAGCAGUUGUUGGAGCAUCAUGGGAAGUCAUCAAAGCUAAACGUAAUCAGAAACCUGAAAUGAGAGAAGCUGCUCGUGCGCAAGCCCUUCGUGAAGCUAAAGAGAAAAAAAAACAAGAACAAUCGAAAAGAAAGGCUGAAAAAGCUAAGGUUGCACAAGCAGCUUCUCGCGGACAGCCUAAAAUCUCAAAACAACAAGCUCGUGGUGCUCAGGCAAAAGUAUCCGCUAAGAAAGGAGCGAGAAAAAGCAUUGAGAUUAAUGAAAAUAUAUCUGAUGGCAAUAUACAACCUAAACAAGGUUCAAACAUAUCCCGAAAAGUUUGUCUAGGUGAUAUUGUUUCUAUAAGAAGUCCAGAUUUGUUUCGGGAAAGGAAAAUCAUAAGUCCAACGAGAAGAUCUAUCGAGUCUUUUAGUGCAAAGGAAAUUAAAUCUAUUAGAUCAAUGAUUCUAUAUCAAGAUGAUGAAAUAUUGGUGAUUAAUAAACCUCCUGGACUUGCCACUCAAGGAGGCAUCAAAACAUAUGAUCAUGUCGAUGGAUUAUUACACGCAUUGCAGUUUGAUUAUUCUGAACCGCCACGUUUGGUUCAUAGAUUGGAUAAGGUGUCAAGUCAAUGUGUAAACGCAGUGGACACAACAGGAGCAUUGGUACUUGGCAGAACUAGAUCGGCUGCCGGUAAAUUAUCGUUCAUGUUUCAAAAUAGUACUAUGGAGAAGAUGUACACGGCGAUAGUUACAAAGUUUCUUCCACGUGACAUUAACAAAAAAAGAAUAGACAUUCCUAUUUGUUACGGUGGUAAACCUCCUUUCGAAAAAGUGACAUGUGUUACGGAUGCUGAAUCACCUCUCAUGGAAAAAGCCAAAUAUGCUACGACAGAUUAUCAAGUGAUCGCUGGAACAGAUGAUUACGCUUUACUAAGAUUAUAUCCCCAAACUGGAAGAAAACAUCAGUUGAGAGUUCAUUGUGCAAGUGUAUUAGGAGUUUCUCUCCACUUGUUUCAACCAUCAUGUAGAGAUAUUGGAAAGAACCAAACCAUGAGAACUGGUCGUGGAUUGGUUCUUAGGUUGUUUUCUAAUCAUUUAUCUACUAAAGAAAAAUAUAAUUUCGAAAGUGAAAAAACGACGGAAGAACCGAAAAACAACGAAACACGAAAAGCGACAGCGCACCGAUAUAUCCAAGCUCGAUGUAAUGGGUAA